AGUAAUAUUGACCAAUCAGGAGUAGUUAGAACCCUCCUCCAGGAAGUAAACUCCGGGGAAAGACAGCGCUCGAAGAAGCACAACCAUCGUUCCCUUCCUGACAAGUUGACGGGAUCAAAGUGUCGUCAUGUCCUUAACAAUAUUGACGGCUACACAAAGACUGAGAUCUAUCUGCAGACUGCAUCGAAUUCAAGGACAUAUGAUGUCCACUCAUGUGGAGCCAGAUGUUCUCCUGGAGAAGGUGGGCAGAGCCGGUGUGAUCACCAUGAACAGACCCAAAGUCCUAAAUGCUCUCAACAUGUCCAUGAUCCGAUUGAUCUACCCUCAGCUCAAGAAAUGGGAAAGUGAUAGUGAAACUGACCUGGUGAUUAUCAAAGGAGCAGGGGGUAAAGCCUUUUGUGCUGGUGGAGACAUCAGAGCAUUAACUGAAGCCGGGAAAGUUGGAGAUCCCCUCGCAAAGGUGUUUUUCCGUGAGGAAUACAUGUUGAACAAUGCUAUAGGAACAUACAGGAAACCAUUUAUUGCCUUAAUUGAUGGAAUAACGAUGGGAGGGGGUGUUGGUCUGUCAGUUCAUGGACGUUUUCGAGUGGCCACUGAGAAAACAUUGUUUGCCAUGCCAGAGACCGCUAUUGGUCUUUUUCCAGAUGUAGGAGGUGGUUAUUUCCUCCCGAGGCUCCAGGGAAAGUUGGGACUCUUUCUAGCUAUGACUGGCUUCCGUCUCAAAGGUCGUGAUGUGCACAGCGCUGGUAUCUCCACUCACUUUGUGGAGUCCAAGAAGAUAUCCCACCUAGAGAAGGAGCUGAUGGACUUAAAGUCACCCACAGUUGAGAAUAUUUCCAGAGUGCUAGACUCCUUACAGAAUGAGAGCAGCCUUGAUUCUGAGAAACCGUUUGUCCUGGAGAACCACAUGUCUGACAUUAACAGACUGUUUACCUCUGACAGUGUGGAGGGCAUCAUGCAGAACCUGAAGGCAGAUUCUUCAGACUUUGCCAAGAAACAAAUUGAGAUAUUGUCCCGGAUGUCUCCCACCUCCCUGAAAAUAACCUACAAGCAGCUGCAGGCCGGUGCUACGCUAAGCCUGCAGGACGUGUUUGUCAUGGAGUAUCGCCUGAGCCAGGCCUGUUUGCGGGGCUGUGACUUUUACGAGGGCGUGAGAGCUGUUCUGGUUGACAAGGAUCAGAAUCCCAAAUGGAACCCACCAACUUUGGAGGAGGUGUCUGACCAGAGUGUGGACCAGUGCUUCUCUUCGCUUGGAGAGAUGGAUAUGUCUUUUUAAUGUCAUCCGGCACCUUCACACUUAGAGCACAUUAGGAUUGUAAAGAGAAAACAAAAUAAUGUAUGCGUGUGGACAAAAAUCGUCUAAGCAAGGAAAUAAUGAUUGACAUUUUUUCUAGAAUUGUGCAACCCUACUCCAGAAUUCUUCUCUUGCUCUUUUGUGUCUGUUAAUCAAGAAAUGACUGCAUGCCAUCCUGUGAUCAUGGAUAAAACUGCUAAAAACCUUUUAAUUAUAUAACAAUGGUAUUAUUUUUACAAUACCACACCGCAGAUGGAGUCCUAAACUGUAAUUUUACCCUAAAUAUGUUCAAAAUCAUGUAUUGCCAUUUUAAAGAAAUAAAGAAUACAUUAAAACAUAUUUUAUUAGAAGACAGGAAUCAAAAGGUUUACAGCCUGUAGAAAUGUACACAAUUAUUAUUGGUGAGCCAAUUAAAGCUGACCAGGGACUUAAAGCAUCCCCUUCAUUGCCAUGGCAACAUUGGACCUUCAUCUCCCAAUACUUAUUAGUGUUCAACAUGACUGUACAUUCAUUUAGUUUCCAGCUAGGUUUUGACAGCUAAAUGAUCUGCUGUAAAAGAUUGUGUUUACCACUUGACAACUGUAGGCGUAAACAGAAUGAUGUCAACUGACAGUCCUGCAGGAAGUUGUAUAUGAGGUGACAAUGUCAAUGAUGAAUGUUUUGUGUAAAUGUGAGACAAAAGUCAAAGUUUAAAGUAGUCACCACGACAAAAAACUCUGGCGUUUAUUCUUUAGUUCUUGGCAGUGCUGUGAUGAGCCGCUUGUUCACACACAUCUCCUUAUAUGGAUCAUACAGCUGCAAUGAUGGCGCGCAUCUCUGCUUUGUGUUCUCUCAAGUCCUAGCAACACUUUCCAAACACCUUUAAAUCAUCAAUGUGUAUAAAGCCAAAUCCAAUUACAGCUCAAAACAGAGGGCCAAGACGUAGUGGUGGAAAAAAUGUCUUCAGAAAGGAGACGGCACUCGAUUUCCGCUAGCUGUUAUUAUUAAGCUAUAAAAAUUAGGGGUGUCCCGAUUUGUUAUUGAUAUUGGAUAUUGGUUCGACAAAGGCAAAAAAAAACAAUUAUCGGAUUAUAUCAUCAUGCAUCUAAAAUCUCCGAUAUUAGUGUCAAUACAAGCAGCCCUGUAGCAUGUUUACUUGUACAAAGUUGGACAGCCAAUUAACAUCUAAAUGUCCUCCAAAAAGCGCAUGUGGUUGGACUUUUCUUGCACAAUAUUUUGUCAAGUCGGUUACAAAAGGUAAAGGCUAUUAGUAGAUAGUAACUACACACCAGCUAAGUACACAAUAGCACACAAGCUAAAUAUAUGUAAAAAGUGUCCUAAGUUGAACAAUAUUGCAGUCUAAAAUAAAUUUGUCAAUAUAAGCAUUGACAGCGCUUCACUUUUACCACAUUUUAUGUUGCAGCCUAAUUCCAUAGUGGAAAAAAAUAAUUGUUGUCCUCAAAAUUCUACACACAUCACACCAUAAUGACAGUGAAAAAAAGUUUUUUAAUUUUUGCAAAUCUAUUUAAAAACAACUCAGAAAUCACAUGUACAAAAGUAUUUACAGCCUUUGCUAUGGGGCAUCCUGUUUCAACUGAUCAUCUGAUCAAAGCUGCAUCAAUUAAGUAUUGACGAAAGGCUGUGAAUACAAGUGAUUUCUUUUUUUUUUUUUUUUUAUUUUGAAUACAUUUACAAAAUUUUCUAAAAAAAAUAAAAAAAACUUUCACAUUGUGAGGUUUUGUGUUUAAAAUUUUUGGGACAAAAAUGAAUUUAUUACAUUUUGUAAUAAGGCUGUAACAUAAAAUGUGGAAAAAGUGAAGAGCUGUGAAUAAUUUGUGGAUGCACUGCAUUACUUACAUAUACACAGUCUC
Nerophis lumbriciformis (worm pipefish) is the source of this 3144-nucleotide messenger RNA. It is a transcript of the gene hibch, whose product is annotated as 3-hydroxyisobutyryl-CoA hydrolase. Gene Ontology annotation, biological process: L-valine catabolic process. Gene Ontology annotation, molecular function: 3-hydroxyisobutyryl-CoA hydrolase activity. The record is from RefSeq and is a predicted model, not a curated record. Gene Ontology annotation, cellular component: mitochondrion. Lineage: Eukaryota; Metazoa; Chordata; Actinopteri; Syngnathiformes; Syngnathidae.